This is a messenger RNA of Caenorhabditis angaria, 3109 nucleotides long. Lineage: Eukaryota; Metazoa; Nematoda; Chromadorea; Rhabditida; Rhabditidae. The record is from the annotation of a GenBank genome assembly.
AUGGGUAAAAAACAGCAGCAAAAAUCGAAGGAACCUGCGGCGAAAAAAGUUGGAUUUUCAGCAGAUGCCACGUCAUCAGAGAGUAGUAGGUGAGUGGAAUUUUCGAAUAUUUAUAUGGGAGAAAAUACACGUGGCAUGGAAACGAACCAAAUAUUGUUUUCUAUAGCGAAAAAAUCAAAUUAAAUCAGAAAAAUCAAUUAAAGAAAAAAUCAAAAAAUUAGCGAAAAAAUCAAAUUUCAAUCCACGUGGCGUAGAAAUUAUCGAUUUUCAGAAGUUUGAAUCCACAUGGAUUUUCAAGUGAAUAAUAUUAUAAUAAUAAAUCCCCGAGGCGCUCAAAAAUCGAUAAUUUCGCAGCAAAAUUCUUAAAUUCGACUGAAAAGUUCUCGCCGAAAAUUGUGAUUUUUAGCUGAAAAUCUCUGAAUCCUACUACAAAACAUCCAAAUUUUUGAAAGAGUUUCGAGCUCGUAAAUCCACAUCGAGCCUGAAAUUCUCUGGAUUUCGAAAAAAUUAAAUUUUGAGCCGCAAAUAAAUAUUGAAAGUUCCCAUAUGAUUUCAGCUCAAAGUUAUCCACGUUCUGUACAAAAUUACGUGUUGAAUUAUCGAUUUUUUGAGCUAAGAUUUCCACGUGUCAUUCCCUUUCCCCUUUUCUCCAAACCUCCAAUUUUUCCAGCCUAAAACGUAGUUCAACAUCAUCUCUGAAACCUUCGCCAUCUUUAAACACCCUAAAUCGAAUGGAACGCGACACCAUUGUUUUAUGGAAAAAGCCGCUCACAACAAUAUAUUAUGCAAUUCUUGAGUUGCUUCAUCUCCUUCUCGAACUUCUCAGCAAAAUCUUCGAACACAAAGCUUUGGUGCUCCUAGUAGUUGGCUCAAUUCUAGCCGCAUUCUAUGCCUAUCAUACUCCCGGAGAUCAUCAAAAAUAUGUGCAAAAAGUGGAGAAGAAUCUAAUCUGGUGGAGUUGGUGGAUCUUUUUGGGUGUGUUGAGUUCGAUCGGUUUGGGCUCUGGUUUGCACACAUUUUUGAUCUACUUGGGACCACAUAUUGCUGCUGUCACAUUGGCUGCUUACGAGUGUGGAAGUCUAGAUUUCCCCGAGCCACCGUAUCCCGAGAAUAUUCAAUGUCCAAGUUCGGGUAAAUCAUCAGUGGGAGUAACGCUGUGGGAAAUUGUGGCGAAAGUUCGAAUCGAAUCACUUUUAUGGGGAGCUGGAACAGCUUUGGGUGAAUUGCCACCAUAUUUUAUGGCACGGGCUGCUCGUUUGGGUGGACAACAACCAGAUGAUGAAGAAUAUCGAGAGUUUUUGGCAUUGAUGAAUGCGGAUAAAGGAGGAAUGAAUGAGGAAUUGGUGGGUUUUUUGGAGGAAGAGAGAAGGAAGGGAAAUGACAUAAAAAUAAAAAUAAAAUUGAAUAAAAUUGGCUAACCUGAGCAUUUUUGCGAGAAAAAUUUUGGUGCAAACAAUUUUUGUCGCUCAAAAUAUUUGAGAUUCAUUGCUCAUAUUAUACUUUUUAUUCUUGGAUAAUUUUUGAGUUGAACUGUUUUUUCCAGAAAAUCAGAAACAAACUCUUGUUAUUUGAGUUUUAAAUUUCCAUUUUUUCCCUGAAAAUUUCACAUUUUUUCAGUCUUGGACAGAUCGCGGCAAACAAUGGGUGGAGAAAUUCAUAUCCCGUGUCGGAUUUCCGGGAAUCUUGUUAUUCGCGUCAAUUCCAAAUCCACUUUUCGAUUUGGCCGGAAUCACAUGCGGACAUUUCUUGGUCCCAUUCUGGUCCUUUUUUGGUGCCACAUUGAUUGGAAAAGCACUUGUUAAAAUGCAUGUUCAGGUAAAUUUCGAGUUUCGACUUUGUUUGAUUUGGGAAGAGAAAGAAGCAAAUAUAAAUAUUAGAAGAAUAAGAAAAAGUUAGGGUAAAUAAUAAAAAAUGUUGAGAAAAAGAUCAUAAUCGCUCGAAAAUUGGAGGGAAAUAAAAAAUGUUUUCUGAAGCAGUGAAAAUAUAUAUCGAAAAAAUCAAAUUCUGAAAUGUUCUGUUUUCUUCUUCUAAUUUGUUCAAUUUUCAAAAUUUUGCAGCAAAGAAUUUUUAAAAUUCAAUUUUUCACAAGAAAAAUAAUAUUCAAUGUGUUUUUCAAUGAGCAAUCUAAGUUUAUCCAAUCUAAAAUAUUUUAAUAAAUUUUCGACUGCGACUCAAAAAAUAUGCAUUUUUUGAAAAAGCGAUUUUUCUAAAUUUUUAUCUUUAUAUCUACAUUUUACUACAAAUCUAAGUUCAUAAUGAAAAAAAAUGACCAAUUGAAACAGUGCUUUUUACAACAAUUUUCUAUCUAAUUUAAAAUGCCUAAAUUUUCAAGAUAAAAAUAAUUUAGUAUAAAAUCUCAAAUGAAUUUUUAUAGUAGUAGUUUUUUACAGAUGUUAUUUGUGAUUAUCGCAUUCAGUGCUCAUCAUGCUGAACAUGUUAUAGAUUUAAUUGAAAAAGUGAGUUUUUUCGCCCAAUUUAUUUUUUUCUCAAAUCCAAUUUCAGAUUCCUGCAAUUGGUCCACAUAUUCGAAAACCGAUUAGUGAUUUAUUGGAAAAACAAAGGAAAUCUUUACAUAGAACACCGGGAGAUCAUGUUGAACAGGUUGGUGCGAAAAAGAAAAUGAAAAUUUUAUAUUUCAAAAAGUUCUGCUAAAAAUCAGAAUUUUUAUUGAAGAAUUUCAUGGUUUCAUAGAAGUUUUAGAAAACAUCCAAUUCUUCUUUUCCUAAUUUUUAAGUCCAAAAAUCGUUUUUCCAGAGCUCCUCAAUUCUGGCAACAAUUUUAUCAGCAAUCGUUUCUUUAAUGAUUUUCGGGUUCCUUCUUUCAAUUGUCAAUUCGCUUGCUCAAUCAUAUCACAAAAGAAAAUGGGAAAAAACUAGAAAUUUGCAAAAGGUCGAGUGAUAGGUAUUUUUAAUUAAUUAGUUAAUUAAUCAUUUUGUUUUCCUGCCAAAAACUGGGUAUUCUUCUUUUAAUUUUUAAUUUGUAUUCAGCCAAAAAAACAUUGAUUUUUCUUCAGAAUUUGAUAGAAGAGGCAAAUUUAUCAUUGAUAUGUGAAGGAAAAGAAAAAGGAGAAAGUGAUGUUGUUGCUGAAAAUUUGGCUGAAAUUGUUUAA